AUGCAGAGUGGGUUCAGAUCGAAUAGAAGCACUGCAGAUGUAGUAUGGGCUCAUCGAUGGAUCGCUGCACGCUGCCAGCACCUGCAGUCCAGUAUAAGUAUUCUGGGUAUCGCCUUUGACACUUUUAGUCGCCGGAAACUCGUCAAUGUGUUGCGGUCAUUCCUGGAGCCAGAUGAGGUGCGCCUGGUCCAGCUCCUGGUUUCAGAUACAACACUAUCAGCACGCAUCAAAAAUACCCAAAGCCGACCAUUUGCAACAACAUCUGGCACCCCACAAGGUGACUCGCUGUCACCCGUGUCAUUCAUCAUCUACCUCGAGACUGCACUGCGCCAUGUUUUCUCCUGUAUUCCACCUCGACCUAAUCUAGACAUCACCCUCAACCUGCCGCCGCCCCUAGGUUAUGCCGAUGAUGUGGACUUCGUCAGCACCAGUUCUGAGUACCUGGACUCGAUCCUUCCUAUUGUUGGCGACUGCCUCGCGGACUGGGACCUGAAAGUUAACCAAGCCAAAACAGAACGCACUACUAUCCAGAGGAAGAAGGACCGAGUGGAGGAAGAGUGGAGGCGCACACGCAAGCUUGGAUCCCUUAUUGGAGACAAAGAGGAUGUCGCACGCCGAAUCCAGAUUGCUUCGGGCACAUUCAACAAGAUGUGGCCAUUGUGGUCACGCGGACAUCUGGUCUCCGAAAAGCUACGGGUGAGGCUCUACGAAGCCUUCAUCAAGCCUCUGCUGAUGUACAACGCAGGCACAUGGGGCCUCUCAGACUCUCAGCUGUGUACUCUUGACUUGACAUAUCGGAGACACCUGAGAGUUGUUGUGGGUAUCCGCUACCCACAGAUAAUCAGCAACGAUGACCUCCACCGCAGAACAGAGACACAGCCCCUAACUGUCCUGGUAAAAGCUGCUCGGAUGCGACUAGUCGGUCGCAUCUGCAGACUGGACAAGGAGUCCCCAGCACAAAUGGCCAUGACAUCAUACUUCCGGCAAACAAAGGACGAGAAAAAAUUCCGUGGCCGGCCGCCUUCCACACUCCCAACAAUACUGAGAACAGACCUCGCAACAAAGGGAAUGAAGCUGCAGACAGAUAAAGAUCUCUCACACAUCAGGGACCUGGCAGAGGACAGAGCAGUAUGGCGGCAGCUUUUCCGCACCUGA
Messenger RNA from Sycon ciliatum, 1155 nucleotides. RefSeq lists its product as uncharacterized. The record is from RefSeq and is a predicted model, not a curated record. The transcript has a single exon. The coding region runs from base 1 to 1155 and encodes 384 amino acids. NCBI's taxonomy places the organism in Eukaryota, Metazoa, Porifera, Calcarea, Leucosolenida, Sycettidae.